CGCGGAAGAGACACGUUCGCUGCUGGAUGGAGCUCGUCGCGGGUUGCUACGAGCAAGUCCUCUUUGGGUUCGCUGUACAUCUGGAGCCCGAGGCAUGCGGCGGCCACAAACAGAAAUGGACUCCUGUGGCUGACUUCACUCACCAUGCCCACACUGCCUCCUUGUCAGCAGUGGCUGUGAAUAGUCGUUUUGUAGUCACUGGAAGCAAAGAUGAAACAAUUCACAUUUACGACAUGAAAAAGAAGAUAGAGCAUGGAGCUCUAGUGCAUCACAAUGGUACAAUAACUUGUCUGAAAUUCUUUGGCAACAGGCACUUAAUUAGUGGAGGGGAAGACGGACUCAUCUGUGUCUGGGAUGCAAAGAAAUGGGAAUGCCUAAAGUCCAUUAAAGCUCAUAAAGGACAUGUGACCUUCCUUUCUAUUCACCCGUCUGGCAAGCUGGCCCUGUCUGUAGGUACAGAUAAGACAUUAAGAACAUGGAAUCUUGUGGAAGGAAGAUCAGCAUUCAUAAAAAAUAUAAAACAAAGUGCUCAGAUAGUGGAAUGGUCCCCAAGGGGAGAUAAAUACAUAGUUGUCAUACUGAAUAAAAUAGACAUCUAUCAAAUUGACACUGCAUCGGUUAGUGGCACCAUCACAAAUGAAAAGAGAAUUUCUUCUGUUACAUUUCUCUCAGAGUCUGUCCUAGCAGUGGCUGGAGAUGAAGAAGUUGUAAGGUUUUUUGAUUGUGAUUCACUAGUGUGCCUCUGUGAAUUUAAAGCUCAUGAAAACAGGGUAAAAGACGUGUUCAGUUUUGAAAUUCCAGAGCAUCAUGUUAUUGUUACAGCAUCAAGUGAUGGCUUCAUCAAAAUGUGGAAGCUUAAGCAGGAUAAGGUUGGUGUCUUAGCACAAUAUUAAUACACUUCAAUGCAAGUCUU
Molecule: messenger RNA, 913 nt
Organism: Galeopterus variegatus (Sunda flying lemur)
Lineage: Eukaryota; Metazoa; Chordata; Mammalia; Dermoptera; Cynocephalidae
Gene: PAK1IP1
Product: PAK1 interacting protein 1
Exons: 8
Coding region: 27-893 (288 amino acids)
Molecular function (GO): protein binding
Source: RefSeq, a predicted model, not a curated record